AUGACUCAGAAUAAUCCAAGGGUAGGUGCCGUGAGUGACUUCAAUGGAGACAGUCAUGAAGAUAUAGCUGUUGUUCACCAAGGCAACGACAGUGUCGGUGUUUCACUUGGUCUUGGUGAUGGUACUUUCCUUCCGCAAAAAAAUUUUGCAGUUGGUUAUUUUCCAUCUUCGGUUUGUGUCGAAGAUUUUAAUGGUGACCGACAUUUCGAUUUGUUGGUAGUCAACUUAGGUAUUAGUACUAUUAGCAUUCUUCUCGGUGAUGGCACUGGUAGUUUUGCGUCUCAAAAGUAUUUUGCCACCAACCCUUAUCCUGAACUAGCUGCUGUAGCUGAUUUCAACCACGAUAAUCGAUUGGACUUCGCUACUUCCAGCUAUGGUACUGGUAAUGUUGAUAUAUAUCAAGGAGUUGGUAAUGGUAAUUUCCGUAUGUUAGCUACCAAUCACGUUGGUGGUAAUCCGUUCGGGCUGGCUUUGGGCGAUCUGAAUGGUGACGAUAAAACAGAUAUAGUAGUUUCAAAUUGUGGUAAUCUUACGAUCAGUGUUUUACUCGGCAACGGUAACGGUACUUUUCAAGCAUCAGAGUACUACAUGGUCGGCUUCUGUUCAAUGAGUCUCGCAAUUGGUGACUUGAAUGGUGAUACUUACUUAGAUGUCGUUGUUCCCAAUUACUUCGAGAAUUAUUUUCUUGUACUUCUCGGUGAUGGAACCGGGGCUUUCUUCAUAUCAUCACGUAUUUUUACAUAUGGCUAUCCCACAUCAGUAGUUCUGUAUGACUUCGACGAUAAUGGAAGACUGGAUAUAGUUUUAGGUCAUGCCUCGGGAUUCGCAUCGGUAUUUAUGAACGAAUCUUAA
Messenger RNA from Rotaria sp. Silwood1, 852 nucleotides. NCBI's taxonomy places the organism in Eukaryota, Metazoa, Rotifera, Eurotatoria, Philodinida, Philodinidae. The record is from the annotation of a GenBank genome assembly.